Molecule: messenger RNA, 735 nt
Organism: Calypte anna (Anna's hummingbird)
Lineage: Eukaryota; Metazoa; Chordata; Aves; Apodiformes; Trochilidae
Product: sperm acrosome membrane-associated protein 6-like
Exons: 7
Coding region: 1-735 (244 amino acids)
Biological process (GO): fusion of sperm to egg plasma membrane involved in single fertilization
Source: RefSeq, a predicted model, not a curated record
AUGGGGUGGUGGUGGCUGCCCCUGACGCUGGUGCUGGGCUCCUGGCUCCCUGGACACCCAGGCAUGCAGGCAGGGAGCCCUGCCUUGUGGCUGUGGGUGGCCCUGCUGGGCUGGCUCCCUGGGCUGCAUGCCUGCCUCGCCUGCUUUGAGCCCCCCGUUCAGCGAGAACAGCUCUGCCACAACAUCACUGGAGCCCCCCCCAGGGACCCCCAACAUCAGCACUGCCUCGAUGCCCUGGACCAGGCUGCUGCACCCCUCGCCUCUGUCACUGUGGGGUCAGGGCAGCGCCAGGCACUGGGGGAGAUCAUUGUGGAUGCCCUGCACGUUCUGGAGCAGCAGAACCACACGAAGCCCCUUGAGGAGUCUCUGGAGGAAGCCAUCAACACCAUCUGGGUGAAGCUGAGCCAUCUGGAGGAAGCUCCCGCCUGCAUCCCACCCUGUGGCUACCAGCCAGCCGCCCGCGUCUUCCAGUGUGCAACCUGCCGCCACGUGGACUGCCCCUUUCCCCGCGACUGCCCAGCACAGGACAUCUGGGCCCACGCGGACGAAGCCCUCACCCUGCACUGCGAGGUGCCCUUCGCCACCCCCCCGAAUCUGCCCAUCACCUGGAUGUUUGCCAAGGAUAUGCCCCACGACCCCACCCCACCAGGGUCUCCUUCCCGCUCUUCCCAUUCCUCCAUUCCUCCUUCUGCCACCCAGAGCCUCCUGGAAAUGCUGGAGCCUCCACAGACGUAG